This is a messenger RNA of Periconia digitata, 387 nucleotides long. The record is from the annotation of a GenBank genome assembly. NCBI's taxonomy places the organism in Eukaryota, Fungi, Ascomycota, Dothideomycetes, Pleosporales, Periconiaceae.
AUGGGCUUCCUCAGCAAGGUGGUCAGCAUCGGUCGCAAGGUCUGGAAAUCUGUCGCGGGAGCAGCCAUGAGGGUCCGAGACUGGGUUCUCCAGCACCCACGGGAGACAACCGCCAUUGUCCUCGCUGUCAUCAUUGGGAUCGUUAUCGUUAUUGCAACUCCACAUAUUCUGAGUGCCGUCGGCUUCACAGUUGGUGGAGUUGCUGCCGGCUCCGUUGCAGCUAGUAUACAAUCAGGUAUCGGGCUUGUUACUGCUGGCAGCACUUUUGCGAUCCUGCAGAGUGCUGGUGCGGGUGGUACAGGCCUAGCGGUCGUUUACGCUAUCACCGCUGUGGUCACUGCCGCCGGUGCCGUUGUCGCUAGUCUCUGGUCUAAAUUUCGCCCUUGA